Messenger RNA from Solenopsis invicta (red fire ant), 606 nucleotides. Its product is annotated as venom allergen 2-like. Gene Ontology annotation, molecular function: odorant binding. The record is from RefSeq and is a predicted model, not a curated record. NCBI's taxonomy places the organism in Eukaryota, Metazoa, Arthropoda, Insecta, Hymenoptera, Formicidae. The transcript is spliced from 6 exons. The coding region runs from base 190 to 597 and encodes 135 amino acids.
UAACACAAUCAUUUGUAUAAAUAUCGUUGUCGAGACAUUAAAACUUCACUGAUGAAUACGUCUUCCAAUAAAGUAAUAGUAUUGAAGCUGUACGUGUUUAUUGAAUAAAUAUAUUGCUAAAAUAUUCUCGAUACAUACAUAGAAGAAGUCUCGUAACAUUUUGCGUCUCAUAAUUAGAAUAUUUAAAGAAUGAAGGCUUUCGUGCUUGCUACGUGUCUGUUAGUCACGAUGGUUUACGCAUUCGACCUUAACGAGGUAAAACAAUUUCUACAUCCAAGCUUACUUAUAUGUGCAAAAACAUUGCCGAAGUGUGGAAAUGAACCUAGGGAUAUAUUAAUAAGGCCUGAUGUGUGGUAUUGUACAUUGUCAAAGCGUGGCAUAAUUCAGAAAAAUGGUGCGAUAAUACUGCAAAAAGCUUUGAGAUAUUGCGAACUUGUUAUUUCUCCUGAUUACACAGAUUAUUGCAAGAAGACCGUUUCUGAAUGCAUAGAGAAAGGUUCAGUAAAUGAAAACUCAGGACCCAAUAAUGAGACAAUUAAAAGCCAAGCUGCAAUAGAAUGUGCAAUAAAGAAAGGUCUGCCAAAUUUUGUUGGGUAGCCAUAAUAA